AUGGCCAAAAAAUGGUUGUCAAGAGCUAGACAAAGUCACGAAUUGGUACCAAGCAGCGAAGAGCCCCAACAACAACAGAGCCUUCAACCUACUGAGAAUAAAACCUUGAGAGAAGGAACACAAAAAAGUGAUGCGAAUGGGGAUGAUGCUUUAUUGCACGAUUCGCACCCUCAAAAAGGCAAACGAAAACUUUCUGUAUUGGGGCAUGAACUUUUUGAUAGAGGACAGUGGAGUGGUCAAUUUGACUUUCUAAUGAGCAUGAUUGCAUAUGCUGUUGGAUUAGGCAAUGUUUGGCGAUUCCCCUAUUUAUGCUUUAAAAAUGGAGGAGGCUCUUUUCUUGUUGUUUAUGCCUUGUUUUUUGUAUUUGGUGCCGUGCCUAUUUUUAUUAUGGAAGUGACAGUCGGCCAAUACUUACAAAGGGGUGCUAUGGAAAUGUGGAAAAUGUGUCCUAUUUUUAAAGGUGUUGGAAUCGGCAAUGUUGUGAUUGCUUUUAUGUGUAUUGCCUAUUUUUGUGUUAUUGUCUCUUGGGCAACUUUUUAUAUGAUUAGUUCAUUUAACUCUACAUUUCCCUGGGAAACUUGCAACAAUUAUUGGAAUAACGGCCAGUGUGUUACAGGCAAAGAAUCCACUUCAGAAAUUAUGCGGAUUACUUCUAAUCUUUCCCGCUAUGGUUUAAGCAUCGAAAGUUCCGUUGAGCAGUAUUGGGAACGCCGUGUUCUCAAACAAACAGCAACAAUUUCUGACAUUGGAGGUAUUCAAUGGGAAUUGCUUGGAUUAAUGUUCCUUUCAUGGGUGAUAGUCUAUUUUGCUUUAUGGAAGGGGAUAACGCAAGCAAGGAAGUUUGUCUAUUUCUGUGCGAUAUUCCCCUAUUUUCUUAUUGUUGUGUUGCUUAUACGAGGACUGACUUUGCCUGGUGCUAUGACUGGCAUUUCUUUUUAUUUGACUCCGAAUCUCACAAAAUUGACUGAAACUACUGUUUGGAAGGAUGCUGGCACUCAAGUAUUUUAUAGUUAUGGAGUUGGCUUUGGAACACUCAUUGCACUAGGAUCCCACAACAAAUUUACUCAUAAUUGUUAUCGGGAUGCUAUAGUUAUGUGCUUUAUUAAUGGAAUGACCUCAAUCCUUGCUGGAUUUGCUAUUUUCUCAAUCCUGGGAUUUAUGUCGACGGUGGCUGCUAAACCUAUAGCAGAGAUUGUUAAACCUGGUGUUGGUCUUGCCUUUCUAGCUUACCCAGAAGUGGCAAGCAACUUGCCUUUGAAACAACUAUGGGCAUUUCUCUUCUUUCUAAUGAUUACAAUUCUAGGCCUGGACAGCCAAGUGUGUAUGCUCGAAGGUUUAUUUACUGCAUUAGAAGACACAUUCCCUACACUUUUACGAAAAUACAAAAAAAUAUCCCUCUUACUUACUUGCCUUUUCUUUUUUAUAAUUGGAAUUCCUAUGGUCACAUAUGCCGGUGCUCACUGGCUUACGUUGGUAGAUGCAUAUGGGGCUUCUGGCAUUGCUCUACUUUUUGUAGUUUUCUUUGAGGUGGUUGGACUUGCCUGGGGAUUUGGUACUCAUCGCGUCCGGAAAGCUCUAAAAGAGAUGGUUGGCUUUUAUCCACUAUCUUGCUUCAAUAUUCUAUGGAAGUAUACUGCUCCGCUUAGUGCUCUCAUCCUCUUUGUCUGUUGUCUUGUAAUGUACGAACCUUUGCGUUACCCUACUGGAAAGAAUUAUCCUUAUUGGGCAGAAGCUUUUGGCUUUUGCCUUUCUGCGUGUUCCAUGGUUGUUAUUCCUGGCUAUGCUUUAUAUUAUAUUUUCCAUAGAGGGGAUAAUCUGACACCUUUAGAGAGGUUUCGCCGUGGAAUCCAUCCUCCCAAUGAACUGGAAAUUACAGCCCAUAGGAGCGGUCAUAACGACGAGGAACUCGAAUUUAUAGAUAAGCCUAGAACGCCGAAGGGCGUCUCGAGUGUUGGCGUUUAA
Messenger RNA from Meloidogyne enterolobii, 1962 nucleotides. The record is from the annotation of a GenBank genome assembly. Lineage: Eukaryota; Metazoa; Nematoda; Chromadorea; Rhabditida; Meloidogynidae.